Magnolia sinica is the source of this 2894-nucleotide messenger RNA. RefSeq names its product phospholipase A1 PLIP1, chloroplastic. Lineage: Eukaryota; Viridiplantae; Streptophyta; Magnoliopsida; Magnoliales; Magnoliaceae. The record is from RefSeq and is a predicted model, not a curated record. Gene Ontology annotation, biological process: lipid metabolic process. Gene Ontology annotation, molecular function: glycerophospholipid phospholipase A1 activity. The coding region runs from base 195 to 2264 and encodes 689 amino acids. The transcript has 7 exons.
UCGUCCAUUGAUCUGCUCGUAGAAGAGAUUUCGUGAGUUUCAGGUUCUGAGGGCGGAGAUCCUCAUGUGAGGGAGAUAUCCCCGUUUGGAGAGAUCGAGAGCUCAUCGAGAUGAACAGCAACGGAGCUUGUUUUCAGGCCCUCCCUCUGUAAAAAGGGGAAGAGAAAACGAUCGCUUUGCUAUCGUGCGCACCAAUGGCGUGCACCUCAGUAGCCAUUUCAAGCCCUUCGGUCGCCGCGGGGAAGGACCUUGUCCGAGAACACAACGGCCUGCGCCGAUCCCAUUCCAGCAAGGAACUCUACGACCGGGCCGGGAUACGGAGAUCCCAAUCCGACCCUCAGCUCCGCUGCUCUCUUAAGCCGGUCCGAGCCGUCUCGACCGAGCCGAAGCUCAAGAACAACCGAUCGGUCGGGAUCUUCCCGUUCCAGAUCUCCGGCUCGAUUCUCCCGAGCUCGCUACGGUCUUUCCUCUUCGAGUCGGAUUACAGCAAGGAGAUGAGGCUGGUGGACUCGGAGGAAGAGACCGAGGGAGGAGAGCAGGAGAUGGAGAAGAGAGCGAACUGGGUCGAGAGGCUUCUGGAGCUGAGGAGCCGGUGGAGGAGUAGACAGAAAGAGAACGAAGGAGAAGAAGGAGAAGGAGAUGAGGAUUACUGCAGUGUAGGGUACGAUUCGGAGGUUGAAGAAGAGGAGGAAGAGAUGGCGCUCGAUAGUGAGUCUUUUUCGAGGUUCCUGGUUCGAGUCCCGUGGUCGGAGACGAAGCUCUUCUCUAAGCUGGCUUUCCUAUGCAACAUGGCUUACGUGAUUCCCGAGCUCAAGGCGGAAGAUCUGAGGAAGUACUACGGCCUGCGUUUCAUCACCUCUUCGCUAGAGAAGAAGGCCGAGGCCGCGGCUAUAAAGGCGAAGCUUGAUCAGGACUCUACUCACGUACCCGACACUCCUAUCAUCAAAUCUGCUUCUGAAAACGAGGUGGGUUCCGAGCAGAAGCGCGCCAUCCGUCCGUCUGUCGCGUACGAAAUAGCUGCGUCCGCCGCCUCCUACGUCCACUCACGUGCCAAGGGCCUCCUUUCUUUGGCGGGGUCCCACUCCAAGGCCCACCAGGAGGCCGAGGACGAUGAGAAGGGCGAGGAUGCUGACGUGGACGCACGUGGGGCCCGGGAGGAGGGCGGGAGCUCCCCAGCGAGGGUCUACAAGUCCGAGGUGGCUGCCUACGUGGCGGCGACGACGAUGACUGCCGUCGUGGCGGCUGAGGAGACUGCGAAGCUGGAGGCGGCGAGGGACCUCCGGUCGCUGCAUUCUUCGCCGUGCGAGUGGUUUAUGUGUGACGAUCCCAGCACGUACACCCGUUUCUUCGUUAUCCAGGGAUCGGACUCCUUAGCAUCAUGGCAAGCAAACCUCUUCUUCGAACCCACCAAAUUUGAGGGAACAGAAGUGCUAGUUCACAGGGGGAUCUAUGAAGCUGCCAAGGGGAUAUUUGAGCAAUUCAUGCCAGAAAUUCUCAAUCAUUUGAAUCUGUAUGGUGAGAGGGCGAGGCUCCGGUUCACUGGUCAUUCUCUUGGUGGUAGCCUUUCCCUUCUGGUCCACUUGAUGCUCGUUGCGAGGGGUGUGGUCAAGCCCUCCGCUCUACUGCCUGUUGUCACCUUUGGAUCUCCGUUCGUGUUCUGUGGUGGUCGUCAUAUCCUUGAUGAUCUUGGAUUGGAUGAGAGCUAUUUCUACUCUGUGAUGAUGCACAGGGACAUUGUCCCCAGAGCAUUCUCUUGCAAUUACCCUAACCAUGUAGCGCAAGUACUCAAACGCCUAAAUGCUGCCUUCCGGUCGCAUCCUUGCCUCAACAACAAUAAACUGUUGUAUUCUCCAAUGGGUCAGCUAUACAUUCUCCAACCUGAUGAGAAGUCAUCUCCCCCUCACCCUUUACUCCCUUCUGGGAGUGGUCUCUAUGCCUUGGACAAUGCUCAAGGCAGUUCCCCAGCUGGAAUUGCAAGUGCAUUGAGGGCCUUCCUAAAUUCUCCACACCCAUUGGAUACCCUAAGUGAUCCGACGGCCUAUGGUUCUGAAGGCACAAUCCUUAGGGACCAUGACUCGAGCAACUACUUGAAGGCUGUCAAUGGCGUGCUACGGCAACACACAAAGUGGGUCGUGCGAAGGUCAAGGAGGCAGCGACUCCACCACUGGUGGCCGCUUCUGACUAUGUCGCCACAUGCAUGGAGCCAUGAGGGGAAUUUGGAGAAUCCGGGCUUGGUCACUAAAGAGGUGGUUACUGGAGUCUGAACCCUCCCGUACAUCCUUCUUCCCUCUUUAUACAUAGAAAUUGUAGAGGAGUUUGGAGAAACAAGGAUUCAUGGGCUUUGGUUCUCUUGAUAAUGCUGUGGCCAAAUGUGCUGACUGUCCAACCUGUGCAUCAGGUGGGCCCUAUUGUGUAGAUGGCCUGGCCCCAAAAUCAGUUGAUCAACUCCACUAGUAUGAAAAUGACGAACGCAGAUGAAUUGCCAACGUUCCUCAUUCCUUGUACAUGUGUGGCCUGCUAAAUGAGUGGACAAUCUGACUGGUGGCCAGAUCAUCUACAUGGUGGUGCCAUCUGGCGAACUGCUUGGACUUCCCAUGCACGUGUGGCCAUAUGUGGAGAGGUGCCUGCUGUCUUAGCAGAACUAGGUUCUCUCAGUCAUUGUACAUGAUCCUUUUACCUGUUCUUAUUCAUUUCUAAUGUUAUAUAUCUCUAUGUCCUACUUGUAAUUUGAUUGUUAGAAUGUCAAACCCCUGUAGAUAAAUUUGGGAUGGAAAAGUAACUGGUAAAAAGAAAUUGUUGUGUUACCAUGCCUUUUGGCUUGGUGAGUCCUGACUAUCCUGUGUCCUGUGGGCCCUGGCUCAUCACAUUGUAAAACCACAUGGCCGUUCAUGGAA